Molecule: messenger RNA, 2247 nt
Organism: Diprion similis
Lineage: Eukaryota; Metazoa; Arthropoda; Insecta; Hymenoptera; Diprionidae
Product: nucleolar protein 9
Exons: 1
Coding region: 148-1980 (610 amino acids)
Biological process (GO): endonucleolytic cleavage to generate mature 5'-end of SSU-rRNA from (SSU-rRNA, 5.8S rRNA, LSU-rRNA); endonucleolytic cleavage in 5'-ETS of tricistronic rRNA transcript (SSU-rRNA, 5.8S rRNA, LSU-rRNA); endonucleolytic cleavage in ITS1 to separate SSU-rRNA from 5.8S rRNA and LSU-rRNA from tricistronic rRNA transcript (SSU-rRNA, 5.8S rRNA, LSU-rRNA)
Cellular component (GO): nucleolus; preribosome, small subunit precursor; 90S preribosome
Molecular function (GO): RNA binding
Source: RefSeq, a predicted model, not a curated record
UACGUGACCGUAACCAACUUCAGAGACAAAGCCACACGUGUUUGAAGCCUAACCUAAUCUGUUUUGACAUAACCAAAAAAAGUGUUCUUUGUUUGUUAUUAGCCGUAUAGUGUCGUUUGGUAGUAAAAUAGACGCCUUACUUUUGAGAUGGAGACGACGGACAAUAACGUGCCAUCUGAAGGUCGAGGGAAAGGGAUAAAGCGUAAGAAGAAAAAAUCAUUCAUGCAAAACGCCCGUAAAUACGGCAGAAAAGGAACUUACGGUCGGGGCAGUCACCUGGACGAAGAAACGUACAAGUACAUGAUACGCGUGCUAGAACUGAUCAGGGACAACGAUUUUCCAAGUAACGAAGAGAAGCUCGUGUUCGUUAACAAUGUCUAUGAGGAAAUGGUCGAGCACGAGGUGGAAUAUGCUAAAAAUCAAAUCGGCUCAAGAGUAAUCGACUCACUGAUGAAACAUGCAAGUUUCGAAGUUGUAACCAGGUUUGCAACCGCUUUCAUGGAUGUUCUGAGGCCAAUCUGCAGUGACAGAUUCGCCAGUCAUGUAUUACAGAAAAUCAUGAUCAUAUGUGCUGAGAGAGGAACGCGAUCUCUGAAUACCUCCACUAUACCUAAAGACGACACGACCGUUGUAGUCAAAGAAGAACACGUGAAGAUUUAUAACGAUUGGACUCUGAAGUUGAGUAAGUACAUCAUGAACAAUAUGGAGGACUUCGUCUGGGACUCUUGUGCCAAUCAUAUUAUUCGAACAGUGAUCGAGUUGCUUGGCGGGCUUAUCGGCGAUUCUUCAGACAGCGGGGAUAACAGGUCGAAAAAAAACGAGCCUUUUGACUUGAGCAAACGUAAAACUGUGCCACAGGAGUACACUGAUCUACUUUUAGAAAUUUGCAAAAGGCUUAGCGCCUGGCCGCAGCUUCCUGAGUUUCCCCGGAAUGAACUAACCUCAGGUUUACUACAAGUAUUGCUGUAUUCAGUCAAAGAUGUGGACAAACAGGCCAGCAAAGCUCUGACGAAGAAAGUGGUGUCGGACUGCUUCGACUCCCAGGACGAGACCCAAAUAUCUUCAGCUUUCAAUUCUGAGAGUUCAAUGAGGCUGCUCGAAGCGUGCUUAGCAGUUGCCAAGCCAAAAAUGUACACACAAAUUUAUGCAAAGUUCUUCAUCAACAGGAUCGACAGGUUGGCUCUGAUGGCUGGGGCGAAUUUUACCGUUCAAAGGCUAUUUAAUAAUUGUCAGGUUAAAGAGGAACUAGAGACGUUAUUUGAUGAAAUAUCACCUCAUUUUGAAGCGAUAAUUGGAAAGGGGAAUCUCGGCGUUAUAGCAAGCGUCGCUGAUGCUUGUAAAAGGUUACAGGCGAGACAAGGCGCCUUCAUCAGCGCAAUGGCUACGGCUUUGCACUGUGAACAGCCAGUGGACAGACAGAAUUCGAUUGCAUUGCUAGUGGCGCGAAUGAAGCCUUUUGAAACUUUGGCAACUGAGGACAAAGGGGGAGAGUACAGAGUCAAUUUACAUGGUAGUUUGAUCCUGCAGGCAAUGCUGCAAUUCAACAAGCCGAUCAAGAUCGUAAAUUCUUUACUUGAAUCGAGCGGGACCGACCUGAGAAUCUUGUUUGCUGAUCCUCGUGGAAGUAGAGUGAUGGAUGCUUUUGCAGAGAGUAAAUUCAUUGGAGAAAAAAGCAGGGAGAAAAUGGCCCGGAAGUUGGGCGGUAAUUGGGUCCAGCUCGCUUGCUCUAAGCACGGCUCUAGGAGUUUGGAAAAAGUUUGGCAAUGGUCUCAGAUGAAACAAAAAUUAUGGAUCAUUGAGGAGCUCGCCUCUGUUGGAGCAUCGCUUCUAGCUACAGAGGCUGGAAAAAUUAUAUCCAGCAAAUUGAAUGUUCCACUUUUUGCCAGGAGUCGGAAAGACUGGAGUGACUCUCUUGGCAAGGAAGAAAAGACGAAAGCCUUAUUUGCUGAUAUAAUAGGAGAUCCUCCAUCUGGCAAAUGAAUCGGCGAUUAGCUGAUGAUUGCUUAUAAAACUUUAGAUUUAUGGAUAAUUUGUGUCCUUGUAAAAUACGAGCGGUAAAAGAAUAAUCGAAUUUGCGGCUAUUGGACGAAAAAGUAAUAAUAAUUGUUGAUGAUUUCGAUUUAUUUAGUUGUAAUUAUAUGCAUACGAAACCAUUUUUAGUUAGUUAUUAGAAUAUAUGAUCAGAUACAUAUAAUGUAACUUUUUGGUGAGGAUACCGUUGAAUAAAUGUCGAUUUAUUUUCUAAUA